CAUCAGUGAGCAGAGCUAGCCACUCCUCUCCUCCACAGGUCCAGGCACCCUCUGGAGAUGGUGGUCCUGCUAGCCUUGCUCACAGCCCUGGGCUUCCCAUUGGCACAGACCAAGGUCAGGACCAGGCAAGCAGAGCCUAUCUCCUGUCACGUCUGUGAGAUAGAGAACAGCUUUAACUGCACAAAUCCACAGGUGUGUCCUCCUGAGAAACAGUUCUGUGUGAUGGCUGCCAUUCGAUUAUUUGAACGUUUCUACCGUUCUUCAAAACAGUGCACCAGAGUCUGUCCGGUCCCUGCAGUUUUUGAACAGAAACAGCCUGUUGAUGUACCUCCUGAGCCUAAGCCCUUUGUGGUCCAAAAACCCUUGCCCUUCAUAUACGCAAGGUGCUGCAAAUGGAACUUGUGUAAUGAGGGUGGGCCGAACAUCCCGAGGUUCAAAGAGCUUCCUGGAAAAGCCAGCGAGAGAAGACACAGAUAUACUGAGCUGUUCCUCACUGGCUUCAUGGUCCUUACUGCUCCUGUUCUCACAGACCUCAGCCUGCUUUAAUCUGCAGACAGACCUGGAGCAUGCCUUGAAUUCCCGGCACCCUGCAGGACCCUUCUAAUAAAUUUGUUUUCC
Molecule: messenger RNA, 618 nt
Organism: Phodopus roborovskii (desert hamster)
Lineage: Eukaryota; Metazoa; Chordata; Mammalia; Rodentia; Cricetidae
Product: lymphocyte antigen 6K
Exons: 3
Coding region: 58-546 (162 amino acids)
Biological process (GO): binding of sperm to zona pellucida
Cellular component (GO): acrosomal vesicle
Source: RefSeq, a predicted model, not a curated record